UUAAUAYUAAUUUCAAUGAUAUCCGAUAUUUGCAAUUUUUAUUCUAAUAAAAAUAUUUUUAUUACCGGCGCUACCGGUCUAUUAGGCAAAGUAUUGAUUGAAAAAUAUUUGCGAGCCUGUCAUGGAUUGGACGGUAUAUAUAUUCUUAUGCGACAGAAAAAAGGAAAGUCAGCUAAAGAACGAUCAGAUGAGUACAUAUCUGAUCCCAUAUUUAGUUUGAAUGGUUUGAAACAGUCCGGUGUUUGUAAUAAAAUCUAUCCGAUCUUUGGCGACACAUCACAACCCGGAUUUGGUAUCAACGAUUCAGAUCGACAGCUGCUAAUCGAUCGGAUCAAUGUUGUCAUACAUGUGGCCGCCACUGUUAAGCUUCAUUCACCGCUACGGUAUGCAGUCGAGCAUAACGUGCGACCAAUUAUCUCGUUGAUCGAGUUAUGCCAUCAAAUCAAACAACUGGAUUGUUUGACAUAUGUGUCGACGACAGCCAUAUUGAAUGGUACAAAAUAUUGCAACGAACGGAUCCAUCCGUUAGAGUUGAUAACUCCAGAACAGGUGAUAAAGGCCUGCGACAACUGUACGGACAAAGAGCUAAACAAAUUGGAAAAAAUGUUUUUCCAUGAGUUUAACAAUACCUACUGUAUAUCAAAAGUAUUGGCCGAACAAUUGCUUCAUCGGGAACGGGAUUGGCUUAGGAUCUGUGUUGUCAGGCCGUCAGCUAUAUUAACCUCUAACGCCGAGCCGGAGCCCGGUUGGGUACAGGGCAUUCAAGGAACGUCAUCAGCCAUACUGGCCAUCGGCAUUGGACUCAUGAAAGUGUUUCCGUCGCGACGACUCGGUGCUCAAGUUGUUAUUCCCGUUGAUUUUGUGGCCAAUGCUAUCAUUGCCGGCGUUUGGUAUUUAACCACAAAAAGUGCUGACAAUAUCCAGGUCUAUCACUUAACAACUAAUAGCGAUUAUUCGCCGUCCAUGCGCUUCAUUAUGAAAUUAGUCCGACAAAAUUCACUGAAGUAUCCAUCAAAACGUGUGAUAAGACCGCCGUACGGACUGGUAUAUCCCAAAAACAAAUUGCAAUUGUUUAUUGAAAUCUAUAUCAAACACUGGAUCUAUGCCUACAUAUUGGACUUCGGGGCCAAACUGUUUGGCGUACAGACAAAGCUGCUUAAGAUUACCAAUAAAAUGAAUGAAACGAUGAAAGAUAUUCGCAGAUUUAUGAAGACAUGUCCCGAGUAUGAGACCACCAAUACGUUUGCACUUAUCGACCAAAUGUCGGUAACUGAUAGACUGCUGUUUUGUUUUGAUAUCCGACAAAUUGAUUGGCAAGUCUACUGCGAAACCAUGUGGUCAGGUCUUAAACGACAUUUACUCAAUGAAGGUCAAGAAGAUGAGGAUGUAAUUAAAGCUAAGAAAAUACUCCAAAAAGUUUCGUUUAAAUAUCAUAUACUAAACACUUGUUGGCUAAUAUUUUUGUCGUUGUUAUUGUAUUUUAUCGGUUAUUUGAUGUGCGAUCUGAUUGGUCUGGACUACUUUUUACCGUCAAUGUCCACAAUAGUGAGUCCAUCGUCAACAAUGGAUUUUGUUAGGAUUGUCAUACUAGUGGUGUCACUAGUAUUUGGCUAUAAUUUUUUCGAUACAAUAGUAUUGUAAUAACAAUAUCAAUCAAAUUUAGUAAUUUACAUAUUUUUUUUGUUGCAAAUAAAAUAACCCAAAAUAUA
Messenger RNA from Oppia nitens, 1709 nucleotides. Its product is annotated as fatty acyl-CoA reductase 1-like. Gene Ontology annotation, biological process: long-chain fatty-acyl-CoA metabolic process. Gene Ontology annotation, cellular component: peroxisome. The record is from RefSeq and is a predicted model, not a curated record. NCBI's taxonomy places the organism in Eukaryota, Metazoa, Arthropoda, Arachnida, Sarcoptiformes, Oppiidae. Gene Ontology annotation, molecular function: alcohol-forming very long-chain fatty acyl-CoA reductase (NADP+) activity. Bases 16 to 1641 code for a protein of 541 amino acids. The transcript has 4 exons.